Messenger RNA from Theileria annulata, 588 nucleotides. RefSeq lists its product as uncharacterized. The transcript has 2 exons. Lineage: Eukaryota; Apicomplexa; Aconoidasida; Piroplasmida; Theileriidae. The coding region runs from base 1 to 588 and encodes 195 amino acids. The record is from RefSeq and is a predicted model, not a curated record.
AUGACAUCAUUUAAAGAUAAAUUAUUAUCAUCACAUAGAUCAAAUAUACAAUCAACAUUUGGUGGACAUUUAAAUAUCUUUUUUAGUGUUUUAUUAUUUAAUGUUUUGGAUAUUUGUAUUCUUGGAUAUUUCUGGUUUUUACAUUUUAACGCCGUUAAACAAUUUGAAUGUAAAGCCUUCUUUAUUGAUGUUAUUGUAAAUACAAUUCUUACCUUCACACCAUUAAUCGCACUCAUCAAAUCUUCCAUACUCUUUUAUACAUGUAAAUUUGCCGGUUUAGUAGCAUUCCAUUCAUUAAGAUUAUCAAGAAGUAAUCAAAAAUUAUUGAAUAAUUAUUAUAUAAGUCGUCUUGGGAUUUAUUUAAAUUCUGUUAUAUUUUGUAUUGCUAGACUUGUAUUAAUUAUUUUAGCAGUUUGGUAUGCACUUGUAUUAGAGAAGAUCAGAUUCGUAGGUGGAACUGGUUUUGAAAAAAAACCAGCAUCAGAUUUUGAAGAACAAGCUCUAGAAGAAUAUCUCAAAGAUAAAGAUCCUUCAUUAACUCUAGAUUUAAAUAAAUCACAUGAAUUCAUACUUGAACCAACUAUUUAA